AUGGAAGCGAGGAGAGUCUCUAAGUUCACAUCGAGUGGUGGAUUGUUUACAAAGACAGUCAAUGUGAAUGAGACCGGAGUGAUGAUCAGCAUGACUGAUCGUUAUAGUCCUGAUGUGAGUGACAAUGUGAUUACUUGGAUGAAAGAUGGAAGUGAGGUUCUUACAUCAUUUGGUGGGCAGACUCAGAUCAACUUCCCAAACCCAAUCCAGACAGCAGACCAAGGAAUCUAUGAGAUCUACUAUAAAAACGAGAGGGAUCAAAAUAGAGGAGGACUAUACAGACUCAUCGUCAGAGAAUGCCCUGCUGGUAAGUGGGGUCCUCCUGAGUGUUAUGGUAUCUGUGAUAAUUGCUACAAUGGUGGAGUCUGUGGUGACAAGUCUGGUCUAUGUAUCUGUCCUAACAACUUCAAGGGAACGAAUUGUUUAGACAAAACGAUGGCGGAAAUCGAUUUGGAUUGA
Messenger RNA from Strongylocentrotus purpuratus (purple sea urchin), 459 nucleotides. Its product is annotated as tyrosine-protein kinase receptor Tie-1-like. Bases 1 to 459 code for a protein of 152 amino acids. Lineage: Eukaryota; Metazoa; Echinodermata; Echinoidea; Camarodonta; Strongylocentrotidae. The transcript is spliced from 4 exons. The record is from RefSeq and is a predicted model, not a curated record.